CCUUGAGCUAGUUUGCACGUCGCACCGCCCAGUAGAACGAACCUGCGACAUUGUAUCGAAAAAGUGAUCAUUUUCACAGAUGUGCAUUGAAUGUGACACACAAACAGUUAACCGGACACAACACCGGCGGAGACUGCUGGCCUGCAGUCGUGACAGGAGCUUUUUGUACCUCUCAGGGCUGAACAAUGGCAAGCCCCGGUGUUUACCACGUCAACACUCCGCUCCUGGAGAGCAUAGACAUGUCCAGGAGAGCUGGUACUGCAGUCUACCUAAAGAUGGAAAAUUCCCAACCCUCCGGAUCGUUCAAGAUUCGUGGUAUCGGUCACCUAUGUCAGAAGUUAGCAGGACCAGGAUCUAAAGGAGUGGUCUGUUCUUCAGGUGGCAAUGCUGGCAUGGCGACUGCGUAUGUGGCUAGAAAACUCAAUAUCCCAGCAAUCAUCAUUGUUCCCUCCUCCUCACCGGAGUUGGUUGUGCAGAAGCUAAGGGACCAGGGAGCCACUGUGAGGGUGGUGGGCAAGGUGUGGGAUGAUGCCAACACGGAAGCCAUGCGUCUGACCCAGACAGAUGGGCUCACCUACGUGCCUCCGUUCGACAACCCUCUGCUUUGGCAGGGCCAUGCCAGUGUUAUCCGGGAGAUCUGGGCCUGCCUGCCAGUGAAGCCUGGGGCUGUAGUAGUGUCUGUGGGUGGAGGGGGCCUCCUCUGUGGGGUGGUGGAGGGGAUGAGGGAGGUGGGCUGGGGCUCUGUGCCCAUCCUCGCUAUGGAGACAGAGGGAGCUCACUGUUUCAAUGCAGCAGUGAAGACUGGGAGGAUUGUUACCCUGCCUGACAUCACCAGCGAGGCUAAGUGUUUAGGAGCUAAGACUGUGUGUCAGCGGGCGUUUGAUUAUAGCCAAGAGGAGAACUGCCCCAUCAUCUCAGAGCUGGUGUCAGACAAGCAGGCCCUGGAGGCUGUGGAGACCUUCCUGGAUGAGGAGCGUGUUUUGGUUGAGCUGGCGUGCGGAGCGUCGUUGGCGGCGGUUUAUAGCGGGCUUAUCCAGAAGCUGCAGGAUGAAGGUCGCCUGCCUCGCCCUCUUGGCCCCCUGGUGGUCAUCGUGUGCGGUGGCAGCAGCGUCAACAUGUCCCAGAUGCAGCACCUCAAAAAGAUCCUGCACACUUGAGCUCUGAAUGGAUGGGUUCAGUUCCAACACCUACUGUAGACCACAUACCGCUGACACCAAGUGGAAACACCUAGAGCCUUUACACCAGCCUUUUUCACAUACAACACCUAGAGCCUUAACUACUUCCACAUUCACAUACUUCUCAAAUUCUAACCCUUAACCUGGACUCGGUACACUUCUACUUCCUUGCAAGAACAAUGUAACCCUUGACCCUGACCUAGAAAUGCCAAUAGUUGACCCUUGGCUCUGGCACCAUGUGGGAUUAGCUUCUCGGUUGUCCAAGACACAUUCCUUUUAACUUUGUGUGGAAAUAAAAUUCUGUGAAAAUU
Molecule: messenger RNA, 1486 nt
Organism: Osmerus eperlanus (European smelt)
Lineage: Eukaryota; Metazoa; Chordata; Actinopteri; Osmeriformes; Osmeridae
Gene: sdsl
Product: serine dehydratase-like
Exons: 8
Coding region: 186-1157 (323 amino acids)
Biological process (GO): L-threonine catabolic process; L-serine catabolic process
Molecular function (GO): pyridoxal phosphate binding; threonine deaminase activity; L-serine ammonia-lyase activity
Source: RefSeq, a predicted model, not a curated record